Messenger RNA from Coregonus sp. 'balchen', 5258 nucleotides. The record is from the annotation of a GenBank genome assembly. NCBI's taxonomy places the organism in Eukaryota, Metazoa, Chordata, Actinopteri, Salmoniformes, Salmonidae.
AUGGUUCAGCAUCACAAAGUGAUCCAGAGUUUAUUAUCAAAGGGGAGUAGCCUGCAGUUCAAAUUCUGGACAGUUAAAUACAAAUCAGAUCCCCACAGCCAGUAGUGUAUGGAAAGAAACUCAGUGAAAGCUUGGCAAUGACCAAUAGUAAUGUGGCUGUUUCUUUGCUAAUGGCUUGGCAUGACUAAACGUGGGCUGGCAGGGAAGCCAUUUAGAGAAAUGUCACAUUGUAAAGUCUCUGUCUCCCACUGUGAUGGAUGUGUCUAUAAUGUUUCUUGGAAUCUGUUAUUUCCAUUUAGACUCCAGCUUCUUUUGGCACGUAACAGACCUUUGGCAGACGCUGGAAAUGGGAGUGUUGCGUCUCGGUAAUUUCUUGUCGUCAGUUGUGAAAAGCAUCUGCCAUCUCCCUCCCGCUUGUCUCUCAACAUCUGAGACAGCAUAGGCCUCCCUGGAACCAGAACCAGUUCCCUCUUUAGAAAGACGAGAACUUGAACAGGGACGUUGAUUAAAUACCUGCUGUGAGAAUACAUCAGUUUUUGGGUGAAGGAAAAUUGUAAAAGAGAGUGAAACCCCUUGGGCAAUUCCGAAGCUUUAUCGAGGUUCUAUAUUGUCAUUUUCUUCCUAAUCAAAUUUUUUCUCUCUUGUUUUUGGUUUCUCUCCUCCCCCUUCUUCCUCUUUCAAUCUCAAUCUCUCUCUCUCUCCCUUCCCCCUCUUUCUCCUCUUCCCUCUCCAUCUCUCCCUCUCAAUCUUUCUCUCUCUCCCUUCCCUCUCUUUCUCCUCUCCCCUCUCCCUCUCUCUCUCUCUCUCUCUCUCUCUCUCUCCAGAUUGGGUGUAAGGUGACGGUGUUGCUGUUCAUCUACUUCCUGGCGACUAACUACUACUGGAUCCUGGUAGAGGGCCUGUACCUCCACAGCCUCAUCUUCAUGGCCUUCCUCUCUGACACCAAGUACCUGUGGGGCUUCACCCUCAUCGGAUGGGGUGAGUGUGUGUCGUGAUUUCCAUUUUAAUUUCACCUUUAUUACUACAGGUUAUUUUCAUUGAGAUUAAAACUAUUUAGUUACAGAGACCUUUGUGUGGUGAUGUCAUCAUAGGGCCACAGCCUUUAUGGGAUUGGAUUGGGUUGUUGUGCAUUCUAAAAACGAAUUUAGUUUCCAAAUCUUUGUUUAUUUCAUUUCAUCAAGAGCUUUGGUAAUCAUGCUAUCAAUAUUUAUAAGGGGACCAAAAUACAUGUUUGUGAUCUAAAUGAGAUUUUCCUCAGUGUUUACUGUACUAGCAGCCAGUACACAUUGAUAAUGCACUCUGAUACCUGGGGUGUUUCUCAAUAUGCAUACUACUGUGCCCCACACUCUCAUGCUCAAAGUGUAUUCUCCUAGGACGUUCUCUUGAGUACGUUCUUGUGAGGACGAGAGUGUGGAGAACACAUAAAACAUUACAUUUGAGAAGCACUCGCACUCCCCGUACUGUAUUACCUCACGCUGCAUCUCCCCAUUCACUGAACCUUCUUCCAGCCAGGACAAUGGCAACAAUAGAGACGAAACAAGAUAUACACCAAGCAAUUGUUUUUCUUCAUAAUUAUCAGCUAGAUAUAUGGGAAUCGUAAUCUAGCUAGCCAGCUAGCUAGUUAAACAGGCAUAAAAUUACCUAAAACUAAUAUUAUGCAAGGUACAUUAGAUGUCAAUUCUUCAUGGGUAGCUAGCUAACAAUUCUUCAUGGCUAGCUAGCUAGCCAGUUAGCCUUAUUGACUUACUAUGGACUUACCCAUUCACUGAACCGUCCUUCUUCUAGCCAGGACGAUGGCAAUGGAGACAAAACAAGAUACAAACAAAGCAAACGUUUUACUUCAUAACUAUCAGCUAGCUAUAUGUGAAUUGUAAUAAUGUAGCUAACCAGAUUGUAUAACAGUCAAAAAUGACCUAAAACCAAUGUUAUCCAAUGUAGAUGUAAAUUCUUCGUUGGUAGCUAGCUAACAAUUCUUUGUGGCUAUCUGGCUAGCUAACAGUAGUAGCUAGCCAAUUAGCUCUAUUGACUUACUAUGGGCUUGUGACCUACGCACACUACAGUGGGAAUUGUAGGCAGGUAACCAUGCCAAAAUUAACACAGCAUGUAUUUAUUAACGUAUCAAGAUAAAAUAUUGUAGUCAGGCAACAUAUGAAAUGUGAAUAGGCAACAUUUCAUUCAGAAAUCGGAGUGUAUUUUCUCUUGCUUCAGCUCAAAUAUUGAUUUCAAGAAAAUUGCGUAAUUUUUUACGUGGUUGCGUCAUUUCUUUGCAUACUUUCCAUUGAAGCUUGCAUCAAUGCAUGCUUCAAAAUACAUACAAAUGGAGUACGCAUUCGAGAAGUGCCCUCCUUUCGCAUAUUUUGAUUUGGACUCAUACUCCAACCCUCCCAUGCUCCAAUUUACGAGCUCGGAGCACGGUAGUAUGCAUUUUGAGAAACACCCCUGCUCUGUCCAGCACAAACAAUCUAUCAGCGACAGCAGGCUUUACCAGUAGCUCGCAGCCCACCUAUGAGUAGCUCGCCAAACAUUUCUGAAAGUUCAUGCAAUUUUCACGUGUUCCACCGCAAACUGUCAUUAACAAAUCUCACAAGUAUCAGACACUGAAAGCUCCCAGCUACUAUCUAAUCAAUGUAACAUUGACAUUAUCCCACCCCUGGUUAGCCACUAUUGGCUUAAAAAGCCAAACCUAACACAAUAUGCCAAUUCAUUCACCCCCAAAAAUGGGGCACUAAGACGUUGAAAUUGUGGCCAAUAUGUAAUCCUUACUUUCAUGAUCCUAGAAACCACUUAACUGUAUGACCCAAAAGGAGCCUUCAUAGGACACUUCAAUGCUGUUCUUAACCCCUUCACCGUCACCGUACAACAAAGCACUGACUCCGUAGGGAGUCAAAUCUACCAUCACCGUACAACAAAGCACUGACUCCGCAGGGAGUAAAAUCUACCAUCAACGUACGACAAAGCACUGACUCCGCAGGGAGUCAAAUCUACCAUCACCGUACAACAAAGCACUGACUUCACAGGGAGUCAAAUCUACCAUCACAGUACGACAAAGCACUGACUCCGCAGGGAGUCAAAUCUACCAUCACCGUACAACAAAGCACUGACUCUGCAGGGAGUCAAAAUCUACCAUCACAGUACGACAAAGCACUGACUCCGCAGGGAGUCAAAUCUACCAUCACCGUACAACAAAGCACUGACUCCGCAGGGAGUCAAAUCUACCAUCAACGUACGACAAAGCACUGACUCCGCAGGGAGUCAAAUCUACCAUCACCGUACAACAAAGCACUGACUCCGCAGGGAGUCAAAUCUACCAUCACCGUACGACAAAGCACUGACUCCGCAGGGAGUCAAAUCUACCAUCACCGUACGACAAAGCACUGACUCCGCAGGGAGUCAAAUCUACCAUCAACGUACGACAAAGCACUGACUCCGCAGGGAGUCAAAUCUACCAUCACCGUACAACAAAGCACUGACUCCGCAGGGAGUCAAAUCUACCAUCACCGUACAACAAAGCACUGACUCCGCAGGGAGUAAAAUCUACCAUCAACGUACGACAAAGCACUGACUUCACAGGGAGUCAAAUCUACCAUCACAGUACGACAAAGCACUGACUCCGCAGGGAGUCAAAUCUACCAUCACCGUACAACAAAGCACUGACUCCGCAGGGAGUCAAAUCUACCAUCACAGUACGACAAAGCACUGACUCCGCAGGGAGUCAAAUCUACCAUCACCGUACAACAAAGCACUGACUCCGCAGGGAGUCAAAUCUACCAUCAACGUACGACAAAGCACUGACUCCGCAGGGAGUCAAAUCUACCAUCACCGUACAACAAAGCACUGACUCCGCAGGGAGUCAAAUCUACCAUCACCGUACGACAAAGCACUGACUCCGCAGGGAGUCAAAUCUACCAUCACUGUACGACAAAGCACUGACUCCGCAGGGAGUCAAAUCUACCAUCAACGUACGACAAAGCACUGACUCCGCAGGGAGUCAAAUCUACCAUCACCGUACAACAAAGCACUGACUUCACAGGGAGUCAAAUCUACCAUCACAGUACGACAAAGCACUGACUCCGCAGGGAGUCAAAUCUACCAUCACCGUACAACAAAGAACUGACUCCGCAGGGAGUCAAAUCUACCAUCACCGUACAACAAAGCAAGCUGAGCGUAAGCAUACAUACAUUGUACUCAUGCCCUGCUUUGUAACAGCACUCCUCAUGCCCUGCUUUGUAACAACACCCUGCAUAUUAUUUGUUGGAGCAUAUUUCCUCCCACUCUUUUUAGACAGUAUUUCAUAAAAUUCUCAUUUUGUGAGUCCCGCCACAGGGAGAAUAGAUUGUUGAUCUGACAUCCCUGCUAUUAGAGUAGUCUCUUCUCACAGCCACUGUAUUAGAGUAGUCUCUUCUCACAGCCACUGUAUUAUAAUAGUCUCUUCUCACAGCCACUGUAUUAUAAUAGUCUCUUCUCACAGCCACUGUAUUAGAAUAGUCUCUUCUCACAGCCACUGUAUUAGAAUAGUCUCUUCUCACAGCCACUGUAUUAGAAUAGUCUCUUCUCACAGCCACUGUAUUAGAAUAGUCUCUUCUCAUAGCCACUGUAUUAGAAUAGUCUCUUCUCACAGCCACUGUAUUAGAAUAGUCUCUUCUCACAGCCACUGUAUUAGUAUAGUCUCUUCUCACAGCCACUGUAUUAGUAUAGUCUCUUCUCACAGCCACUGUAUUAGAAUAGUCUCUUCUCACAGCCACUGUAUUAGUAUAGUCUCUUCUCACAGCCACUGUAUUAGAAUAGUCUCUUCUCACAGCCACUGUAUUAGAAUAGUCUCUUCUCACAGCCACUGUAUUAGAAUAGUCUCUUCUCACAGCCACUGUAUUAGAAUAGUCUCUUCUCACAGCCACUGUAUUAGAAUAGUCUCUUCUCACAGCCACUGUAUUAGUAUAGUCUCUUCUCACAGCCACUGUAUUAGAAUAGUCUCUUCUCACAGCCACUGUAUUAGUAUAGUCUCUUCUCACAGCCACUGUAUUAGUAUAGUCUCUUCUCACAGCCACUGUAUUAGAGGCACAUUAAGAAAACAAUCAUCAGUAGCAUCUACCCCAAUCCUCUUACAACCUCCUCUCCUCCCCACUCGGCAUCACAGUGACUCUUGCUCGCUUGUUUUGAUACUUCCCCUCCCUAUUAUGGUAAAUGUUGUUUUUAUUCAUGCCCCAUCCUCGUUUGAUGUGUUCAUCCUGGUAGGAAGCAGAGAGCACGAAAUAAACGUUUGA